Molecule: messenger RNA, 1636 nt
Organism: Diachasmimorpha longicaudata
Lineage: Eukaryota; Metazoa; Arthropoda; Insecta; Hymenoptera; Braconidae
Gene: scf
Product: calumenin
Exons: 4
Coding region: 347-1312 (321 amino acids)
Cellular component (GO): endoplasmic reticulum
Molecular function (GO): calcium ion binding
Source: RefSeq, a predicted model, not a curated record
AACGACUACUCAAUGCUUACGAGUGAGAGGGUAAAUAGAUCCCUAAUGUCAUGAGCAAAAGAGAAAAAAGACAUGAAGAGAGUGGGGGUGAGCAUUCGUAGUGCCUGUUGGUGCCCGUAGGAAGGCCUGGGUGGCUUGCUGAUGUGGAAGCUACACUACUCUGAAAGAUCCUUGUCUAUUGUGUCCGCAAAUCCACUCUGAUUUCAUUCCAUUUCUCCAUUUUUUAUUUCGUCUGAACCUUUGGGUGACAAUCACAUCACGAGGGAAUUGUGAUACUGCAGUGGGGAAUUUAUUUCAAUUGCUGCCAGUAUUUACCGCACUCGGAGUGACAUCUCAGUCAUUAGAAAUGCUGAGGACGGUUGUGGUGAGCCUCCUGGUGGUCCUGGCCGUUGCCCAUGGGAUCCCCAAGCCCGAGGACGAGGCGAAACAUCGAGUUCUCGAUCAGGAUCUGAGUGACCAAGAGCACUUCGUAAAAUCCCAUCACAACCCCGAAUACGAUCAUGAGGCGUUCCUCGGUGAAGAAGCAAAGACAUUCAACCAGUUAUCCCCGGAGGAGAGCACCAGACGUCUCGGGAUCAUCGUCGACAAAAUUGACAAGGAUAAAGAUGGCUUCGUCACCAAGGAGGAGCUCAAAGACUGGAUCAGGUACACGCAGCUGAGGUACAUCAGGGACGACGUGGAGCGUCAGUGGAAGUCCCACAAUCCCGAGGAAAAUGAUACUAUUUCCUGGACGAAGUACAAGAAACUGGUGUACGAGUUCAUGGACGAUAGCGACUUCGAGGCGAAGGAGAACGAUGAGAAUUGGUCGUACGUUGUGAUGCUCAAGAGGGACAGGAGAAGAUGGUCUGUUGCUGAUCAAGAUGGUGAUGAUGCACUUACGAAGGAGGAGUUCACUGCUUUCUUGCAUCCGGAGGAGACUGAUCAUAUGAAGGAUGUUGUUGUGGAGGAGACACUUGAGGAUAUUGACAAGGAUGGGGAUGGAAAAAUUUCACUUGCUGAAUAUAUUGGUGACAUGUACAGAGGGUCUGACGAUGACGAAGAGCCCGAGUGGGUGAAAAAUGAAAAAGAACAGUUCACUGGAUUCAGGGAUAAAGAUAAGGAUGGGUUCAUGGACUCUGAAGAGGUAAAAAAUUGGAUAAUCCCGGAAGACUUCGACCACGCAGAGGCAGAGGCUCUUCACUUGAUCUACGAAGCAGACCAAGACGCCGACCAAAAACUAACAAAAGACGAAAUUCUCGAGAAAUACGAUGUCUUCGUCGGUUCUCAGGCAACCGACUUUGGCGAGGCCCUGACAAGGCACGAUGAGUUCUAAAAAUCCAAAAAUCUGCACCCAAUCACUAGAAGAAUCUAUUCGUCUGGUGAUACAGGUCAUCUGAUACAGCUUCACAAGCGAAUGACAACUACGCAAAUCGUGGAAAGCAUUAUUAACUCUAGUGAUACUCCUCUAGUUGUACGAUCGAAAUUUUUAUAUUUAUAUGAGAAAUUGUAUUUUUAUCACUUCGUACUUCAGUCAUCGCCACCCCCGAGAAUCCACGUGGAAGAUGUUUUAAGAUCGUUUCAACAUGAUCCGAACAUUAAAAUCAUCUAUUUGUGUCGAUGAUUCAUCCAACAACGAAUAAAGACAAUUUUUUAAAAA